Molecule: messenger RNA, 1722 nt
Organism: Caenorhabditis remanei
Lineage: Eukaryota; Metazoa; Nematoda; Chromadorea; Rhabditida; Rhabditidae
Exons: 9
Coding region: 1-1722 (573 amino acids)
Biological process (GO): proteolysis
Molecular function (GO): serine-type carboxypeptidase activity
Source: RefSeq, a predicted model, not a curated record
AUGUUCCGUUCUCUUCUUGGUGUUGCUCUUCUGGCAACUACAGUAAUCUGUCAAGGAGAAAAGGAUUUGAUUACUAAUUUACCUGGCCUUCUUUUCAAAACUAAUUUCAAAUCUUAUUCCGGAUAUGUGAAUGCAAAUGCUAAUGGAACAUGGAGAAUGCAUUAUAUGUUGACAGAAUCUCGUUCCAAUCCAGACACUGAUCCAUUAUUGGUAUGGUUUAACGGAGGACCAGGAUGCUCCUCAUUGGGAGGGUUAUUUGAAGAACUCGGUCCAUUUUAUGUGAAUUUUGACGGAGAAACACUUUAUGAAAACCCAUACGCAUGGAAUGCGAAAGCCAACGUUUUGUACUUGGAAUCUCCAAUUGGUGUCGGUUAUUCAUAUGACACUACCACUCCAAGAUACUCCCAAGCCAAUGACGAUCAAUCAGCUGCUCAAAACUUGCUCGCUUUGACCAACUUCUUCAAUGUUGCCCAACCAAAAUACGUCAACCGUACUUUCUAUCUCUCUGGUGAAUCAUAUGCUGGAAUCUAUAUUCCGAUGCUCACUGAUCUCAUUGUUCAAGGAAUCAACAACGGCUCUUUCCCAAAUAAGAACUUCCAGGGAUCUGCCAUCGGAAACGGAUUCAUGGAUGUGAAGAAACUUUUGAAUGCUCUUGCUCUGUGGAGUGCCUACCACGGGCGUGUUUCUCUUCAAAACUGGGAUAGAAUCAAGACAGAGUGCGCAAAUGGAACAGAUAUCGACAACUUUGACUUUUCUCAAUAUACUGCCACUAACAAUAGUAUUGAUUAUGUCGGAACUAACACGACUUGCGGAAAUCUCAUUCAACCACUCAUUUCCCAAAAUGGAGAUAAGGAAGGAUUUGAUCAAUACAAUUUCUACCAAGAGUGCUACGAUAAGUCAGUUUUCCAAGCUCCACCACCAUCAGGUGCUGGAAAAAGAGCGAAAAGAAGUGCAUUCAGCGGAGUUUCUUCAAUUAAAAAGAAUCUACAAUAUCAAACUCUUGGAAGCUUCAAAGGAACUUCCAACUUGGCAAAGAAUACUGCUACCCUCGUCAAUCGCUUCUCAAACGACAAUCAGUUCUCUUACUUCUGUUGGAACGAGGAUGCUGUCGGGACGUAUUUGAAUAGUGACAAAGUUCAAAACGCUCUGAAUAUUCCACAAGAAUGGAAAAACCAGAACAACACCUGGGCAGACUGCAGAGAUAAAAUGUAUGACGACUACAUACUCAAAUAUCACGACACCAAUCAGUUCUUCGAUAACAUCAUCAAGAAUCUGAAAACUGAUUUCCGUUUCUUGAUUUACAAUGGAGAUGUUGACACCGUCUGUAACUAUUUGGGAGAUGCCAAGCAUAUAAGAAAUGUCGCAAAAAACAACGGUCUCACUACCGAAACUGAUCGUGUUCCAUGGUACUACAGUGACAACAAACAAUUGGCUGGAUACGUGCAGUCUUAUUCCGGAAAGAAUGCAAACGGAGCAAACAUCAUCAUUGAUCUUCUGACUGUAAAGGGAGCUGGACACAUGGUUCCAUAUGAUCGUGCUGGUCCAUCAGUUCAAAUGAUUUCUAACUUUGUUUGGGCUGCAAAGAAUGCUCCUAUCGACUAUACCAGCCAGGCUAACUUCAAUCCAAACAUCCAACUCUCUGAUAUGAUCGACACUGGAUCUUCCUCUACUACUUCUUUCCUUUUCGCAGUUUCUGCCGUGUUGCUCAAUUUGAUUCUUUAA